Messenger RNA from Seriola aureovittata, 2544 nucleotides. Its product is annotated as E3 ubiquitin-protein ligase TRIM39-like. NCBI's taxonomy places the organism in Eukaryota, Metazoa, Chordata, Actinopteri, Carangiformes, Carangidae. The record is from RefSeq and is a predicted model, not a curated record. The coding region runs from base 116 to 1708 and encodes 530 amino acids. Gene Ontology annotation, molecular function: zinc ion binding; protein binding. The transcript has 2 exons.
CUGAGCGACAGCUGCAGUCGACACAAGUCUGUUUUCUCUGAAGGAAAACUAAACUGAGUCCAUCAGGUUUUUCUCAACAAAACAGCAGAGUCGGAUCCAAACACUGUGUGUUGACAUGUCUGCUGCCAGCUGUCUGCUGACUGAGGAUCAGUUUCUGUGCUCCAUCUGUCUGGAUGUGUUCACUGAUCCAGUCACCUCACCAUGUGGACACAACUUCUGUAACAAAUGCAUCACUGGACACUGGGAUGUUAAUGUCCAGUGCCAGUGUCCCAUCUGUAAACGACGUUACAACACAAGACCUGAGCUGCAUGUAAACACUUUCAUCUCUGAGAUGGCUGCUCAGUUCAGACAGUCAGUUCAACAGAAAACCAGCAGCAGCAGCUCAGAGCAACAAGCUGCCAAACCAGGAGAAGUUCCCUGUGACGUCUGCACUGGAACCAAACUGAAGGCCCUGAAGUCCUGCCUGGUUUGUCUGGUCUCCUACUGUGAGACUCACCUGGAGCCUCAUCUGACAGUGUCAGGCCUGAAAAGACAUCAGCUGAUCGACCCUGUGGAAAACCUGGAAGGCAGAGUGUGUACGAAUCAUGAUAAACUGCUGGAGCUGUUCUGUAAGACCGACCAGAUGUGUGUCUGCACGCUUUGCACCUAUUCAGACCACAAGGCUCAUGAUGUUGUUCCUCUGAAAGAAGAAUAUGAAGGAAAGAAGGCUGAGCUGAAGGAGACAGAGGCUGAAAUUCAGCAGAUGAUCCAGAAGAGACGACUGAAGCUUCAGGAGAUCAAACGCUCAGUGGAGCUCAGUAAAGAACGAGCAGACAGAGAAACAGCAGAAGGUGUUCAGGUCUUCACUGCUCUGAAGGAGUCUGUUGAGAGAGGCCAGGCUGAAUUCAUCAGGACGAUCAAAGAGAAGCAGAGAACAACAGAGAAACAGGCUGAAGACUUCAUCAAAGAGCUGGAGCAGGAAAUCUCUGAGCUGAAGAAGAGAAGCAGUGAGGUGGAGCAGCUCUCAGUCUCUGAAGAUCACCUCCACCUGAUCCAAAGCUUCUCAUCCCUGAACACUGCUCCACCCACCAAGGACUGGACAGAGGUCAGUGUUAGUUCUCCAUCACAUGAGGGGACUGUGGUGAGAGCUGUGAUUCAGCUGGAGCAGACGCUCAGUAAACAGACAAAGAACAUUUUUGAGACUGAGCUGAAGAGGGUCCAGCAGUAUGCAGUGGACGUGUUACUGGAUCCUGAUAUAGUCCAUCCCAAACCCACCCAGUCUAAUCCUAGACAAAAGGUAAAUGAGCGUUAUGUCUGUAGAUGUGUCUUAUCAAAGCAGGGUUUCACUUCCGGAAUAUUUUACUUUGAGGUUCAGGUUAGCAGGUGGUCUACAUGGACUUUAGGAGUGACCACAGAGUCCAACGUGAAGGGACGAAUCACACUGAGCCCCAAGAAUGGUUUCUGGACUGUAUGUUUGAAGCGGCGAGGAUGGUACUUUGCUCCUGCUGAACCAUCUGUCCUUCUCCCUCUGAAGUCUCAGCCUGAGAAGGUGGGGGUGUUUGUGGAUUAUGAGGAGGGUCUGGUCUCCUUUCAUGAUGUUGAUACUGCAGCUCUUAUCUACUCUUUUACUGGCUGUUCCUUCACUGACAAACUCCACCCAUUUUUCAGUCCCUGCCUGAAUGAUGGUGUUGCGAUCCACACCAGGGACAUCGAGUGUCAAAUAACGUGAAAGUAAAAUUAUGAAUCACUGGUAAUCACUCAUUCUUUGGUUUAUUACUCAUUUUGAUAUUACCAUGGAUUUUUCAGAACAGAGCUUCUACCUAUAUUUGCUGGAAUUGGAGUAACUGAGGAAUGUGAAAAAUGAAUUGCCUUCCAGAUGUUUGAAUAUGCCAGCAUGUAUAUCUACCAAUGUGGCAUACAUUACAUUAGUGCCUGCUCAGUCAAUUAGGCUUUUUCCCAUUGGUCAAUAUUAUGUUGUUUGUUGAGCAAAUGGCCAAUCAUGUUCUAGUCUAUUGUCUCCGGGAAAUGCAUUAAAGGUGAAACUUUGUCUUUCUUUUCUGAGUUACAUCCUUUUGGCUCCUGUAAAGAAUAUGUGUCCCACUGUACACUGUAUUUUUCUAAUCCUCAACCCACCAGGGUCUUGUGUGCCUAUUGUGUUCAGAGUGAUUAUCAGCAGUUUCUCUAACAAUAACAAUGAGUAGAAACAUUAGAUUUCAUUAGAAAAGAAAAUUCAGCGUCAUAUAACGUCACAUAUAUCAUCUUUUUUAUGCUAUUUUAAACACUUUUCUAUAUCAUAUUCCUUCUGCUCCUUCUGUUGGAAAUAAUCUGUGAUAACGGAUCCUAUCUAGUGCAGUCUAAUUGUCUCUAUAAAGUAAAAUCACUGCAUUAAAAACUGUUAAAACAUUAAAAGAAUGUGGAGAAAAGAGAUUUAGCUGAAAUCCUUAUAUUUCUGGGUAAUGAACUUAAACUAUUGAUGUUUGUAUGCUUAAAAGGUGUUGGAUUCUCAAACAAAAUCCAAAAUGCUUUUUUUCUGAUGUUGUCUCCAAUAAAGAAAACGUAAUUCCA